Molecule: messenger RNA, 2145 nt
Organism: Parnassius mnemosyne (clouded apollo)
Lineage: Eukaryota; Metazoa; Arthropoda; Insecta; Lepidoptera; Papilionidae
Source: the annotation of a GenBank genome assembly
AUGGAGGAUCUCAAUUUGACAGAGACCGAAAUGAGAUAUUUCGGUGACUUGUUUUUGUGUUGCGACGAGGAAUCCAAUGGAAAAAUACCGAUUUUAAAAGCCACGGAGCUGUUUAGGUCAUCAAACGUACCAAACGAUGUUUUACGGCAGAUCAUGGAUAUCAGCGUGGCUCCAAACAACUGUGCGACUCUCAAUCAUUUGAAUAGAAAACAAUUUUACUCUGCACUCAAAUUGAUAGCAGCUCAUCAGACUAAUAUAUCAUUAAAACCAGAACUUCUGUCUUUGCCUUUGGAUCUUCCGCUUCCACGAUUUACAUGGGCGCUUAAUUCUGAUCCUAGCGCAGAUCUAAUACAGUUAUCAAAUUCACCGAAAGAACAGUAUAUAUCUAAAAGAGAGAGAAAUUUUGGUGGCAAUCUUGGUGCAUAUGAGCCCAUUAGGUUAUCCUCGAAUUUAUCUGAUAGUGAUGUACCGCAAGCUUUGUCUCAUGAUGCUACUGAAGGAGUUAGCACAGAUUCAGAAAUAGAGUCUGAAACAAUGUCACAAAGAUCAGGUUCAUGUGGGAGGAGAGUUAAGACUGGAUCGCCAUGGAGUACCGCAAGUGAGAGUCCAACGCCGACCAACAGCGUAGCAGAACGGGUACACCCUGUGUGGGAGCACAGUGCAACAGGAAGAGGCGUGUGGCCAACCAACACAGCAGAAGAGCACACCCAACUGCUUGGCACGGAAGAGGAGUCGUCGGACAGACACUCGUCGGAAGAGGAGGGCGAGGCGGAAGCAGGCGACGACGUGUGGGCCAUCAGUGAGGUGCAGGCGAAUCACUACGCAGCCCAAUUUGCCCAAUUACGCCCCGAGCGUGGUUUGUUAUCUGGACAGACUGCCAGACUAUUCUUUGAAAAAUCACGCCUGUCGGUGCCGGAUCUUCGAAAAAUAUGGCAGUUAUCGGACAUCACCAAAGACGGAAUGCUAACCCUCGAAGAAUUCAGUAUAGCUAUGCAUCUUAUUGUACUAAGGCGGAACAAUAUUCCCGUUCCCGAUGUUCUCCCCGCCUGCCUGGUUCCCAAAGUGGACUCCCGCUUCUCCCAGCAGGCAGUCACCACGGAUCUAGUCGAUUUAGGCUCCGAUAUGUUCGGCUCUGGAACUUCAGCCGAUUUCAAUUUCGCCCCCAAACCAGAAACGAACGAUCCUUACGAAAGUAAACCCGCCAAGAAGCCAGAAGAUCUUCCACCGUCACUGACGCCUCCAAAACCAGAACCCCAAGUAAAUAAUAAGGAGUGGACAAAAUUCGUUGAUUCACCGACAUCUAGCGUAUCUAGUCCCGGUCCGAAACCGGUGAAUUUUGAUUUCCACAAAUCAGCUUUAGAAAGAGAUCCCAAAAUCUUCCAUCCCGUAGCUUUGAGGGUCACUCCAGACGCUAAUACCCUUCCAACUCACGGGGAAGGAGAUAUGCGUUCGAGUACGUCACCCAGAAAAGAUGAUUUCGCGCACGCCUUCGAACUCGCUAGUCCGAAACGCUUCAGUUCCCAACCCGCAGAACCUCAGAACGGGAACAAUCAAGAAAUCAAAUCCAUUCAGCGACCUCAGCCUAAGAAACCCGUUAAGAGUGCCGGCGUUCUACCCCCACCUCCCGCUCGGGAAUCCUCAGUCCAUCCGGAAGACGGCCCGCAAUCCCUACAGUACCCGCCUAAGAAAGAACCGCCUCCGCCUCCUCCUCCGCGACCGUUGAGGAACCACACACGCUCCAGUUCGUUAGACUUAAACCGUUUUAAGGGGGCCCCUGCACCCCCUCCCCAGCCCCCACCGAGGAUGUCGCCCUCGGCCACCUCGCCGCCCAACAGGCGACUUGUGAACCAAAGGAGCGAGGGCGAACCGACAUUCCCACCUGACGCGUUCGCUCCGCGCGAGUACGAAGGUGAAGGUUUCGGUUACAACAGGGAGGAUGCGCCCAAAAUGCACGGAGCGUUCGAAGUGUACCGGAAACCGUCCCGGGAGUCGUCCUGCGAGGCGGAUCCGGACAUAAAGUCGCUCCAAGAGCAAAACGCGGUGUUGCAUCGCGUGUGUCGCGCACUUUGCGCCGAAUUGGCGGACGUACAACGCGAGAGGGAAGCGUUGAAAGUGCGUCUAGAUGCGCACUCCACCCCCGUCUAG